GACCCCGGGCCCCCGGCUGGAACCGGGCCCUGAGCCCGGGGCCGCCGAGUUUGGGCUCCCGGGACGGCUCCCAUCCCAGCUGUCGCCCCAGUUCACCAGAGAGUCGGAUCCGAAUAAACUCGGAGGCAGAGAGGGGCAGCCCUUGCUCCAGUUCCCCUUUCGUCUCUGGCCCUUUCCUUUCUCCUCCGGGUCCGGAUGUCAGUAAGGACAGGUCUGAUGGGCACGUCUGAUUUCUGGUGUGUAUUUAAGGUAGUCGAUGUAGUCGAUGUACCUGGUCCAAAAACAGGUCCAGCCAGCAAUAAAGGGACAUAGUGGACACUGCUGACCCUGCCUCCUGGGUCUCCUGCAUCGACCACCUGUGUGGGGUCCAUCCUGGAAGGCUUUAUGCAUGGUACACCCCUUCUCUAUGCUGCUGUUUCUGUUCUUAAUUUAUAAAUCUUCACAGACUGUAUGUACUGUUGUUAACUUUUUACCCAACACGUGCCUUUGGUAAUCUAAUAUUAAAAGAUUCUUUCUCUACAGUUAAAUUUUGGUAACCAGGAGGAUAUGCCAUUAGAGGGGAUAAGGUCAAAUUUAGAUCAUGAUUGUGGCACUAAUCACAAAAUCAUUCUUCCGGGGUUUACGUGGGAUGAGAAGUUAGGUGAUGUAACGAUGUGACAAAUCCGUGAGGGUGAGGGCCACCUCCCAGGAAGGGUCGGUCUCAGUGAGCACUGGUUGGGGUAGCAGCCACGUCUGGAUUAAUUACAGCUGGAGAGGUAGUGACUUCAACUCAUUCAGCAGCAUUUCCUGAAUGUCCACUGGGUGCCUGGCACUGUGCUGGGUGACUUUUCCACCUGCUGCAGAUGUUGAGAGGACAUCCCCGCAUGUCGGGAGCCAGAUGUCCACCUCCUGUCUUUUGUACUGCCCUGGCUGUGGCAGCAAAGCGGAAGGCCCUUCCUGGUUUCGCAAUGUGGGCCGUGUUUUCCAGCCUCAGUUUUGUCAUCUGUGAAGUGUAAUGCUUACCUUACAGGGUUGCUAGGAGGAGCAGGUGAAACGAUGGUUGACAAUAUCCGCAACACAUGGUAGGCGUUCCUGCCCCAUCCUCAGCAGGCGCACGUCCUCCUGGUCCAGCACGGCAUCUGACACAGUAUUGUCACUUCAGAUGUUGCUGUGUGUAGGGCGGCUGUAACAGGCAACCCUUUAUUCACGUAAGCCUCACGACAACCUACAAGACAGGUUAACAUUAUCCUUAGUUUAUUCACGAGGAGGCUGAGGAACAGAGAGGGUAAGUAACUUGCCCCGAACGACAGUGAAUUAUGGAGCAGGGAUUUGAAGUCAGGCGCCCUGGUGGCGCAACAGCUAAGUGUUCGGCUGUGAACCGAAAGGUCUGUGGUUCAAACCCAUCAGUGGCUCCAGGAGAGAAAGAUCUGACAAUCUGCUCCUGUAAAGAUUACAGCCUAGGGAACUCAGUGGCGCAGUUCUACCCUGUCACACAGGAUCACUGUAAGUCAAAAUUGACUUGACGGCACCCAGCGACGGUCUGGCUCUGAGUCCCCCUCUCUGGCAUGGUUCUGUUUCACAGUCUCCCCUGCACAUUUCAGCCAUGGUGCUGUGCUGCGAGGCAUCAGAACCUUGUUUCUUACAGCAUCUGUAAUAGGUUUUUAUUUUUGGUGAGCCUCAGUGUUUAUAAAGCCAUGUUGUUUCUUCCAAAAUAUAGUCAUUUUCUGUCUGGCCACCCAGGAAUUUGCCAGAACACCCCACCUGCCUCCAAGUCCCUCUGUUAGCAGUGAAGACGCUGGUGCUGAUUGUGUGAGAUGGCAUCGGGAGCGCGGAGGUGUUGGCCGAUGUGUCGGUGUUAAAGCACACGGCUUUAGUUUUCAAUUCAAUACUGAGUGUAUUUAAUGCAGUUAGCUUUACAGUGCACAUUUAGGACGUUUUUCUUUUCUCCCUCAAGGAUGUUUGAAGGGAUCAGACUCUAUUUUGUUGAAUAUUUGAUGAGAAUGUUAUUUUAAUGUUUAAAAAGUGCCACUUGACUUUCAUCCUAGGGUCUCUAACCCUCGUCCUCCAGGAAAUGCUCGCCAGUGCGGCUCGAAUACCGAUUUGAAACUUCUUUGACUUUAACACAUUAUUACAUUCAGCUAAUUACAAAAAUGACAUUUGUUUUGGUGAGAAAAAAUCUGAAAAGUUUCAUGUACUCUUAUAUUCUCUAUAAACAGGGGGUUUAGUCUCUUGAAAAUGGUUUCCUCAGCAUUUCUGUGAAAAACUAAGACCUUGUCUUUUCAGAGGAGUCUGACUGUGGCAGUGAUAAGGCAUUCAAGGCUGAAGGCUUUUAAUGAAAACAGUGACGUUGGUCCUCGAGAUCUCCAGUGCCUUUUGGAUUUUUACCAAGAACAGGUGCCAAGGAUAAGACUCCCUGUGCUCCAGAUGUAGCUCAGACGCCAUGAUUCCGUAGGGGAGCACACAGGGCAGCAGAAGGAGUGGCUGCUGAAGGAUGAACAGUGAGGAGGAGUUCUUUGAUGCCGUCACAGGCUUUGAUUCUGAUCAUUCUGGGGAAUUUUCAGAGGCAAAUCAGAAGGUCACUGGAGGACUUGGCUCAGACACCAGCAAAAGUCAGGGGAUCGGGAAAACUGGGGCAAGACCCCCGCAGGAGAAUGGAGUUCAAACACACAGGACCUCGCUGCCCGCCCCCAUGUUCACCAGAAGUGAUUUCAGUGUGUGGAGCAUAUUAAAAAAAUGCAUUGGGUUGGAGCUGUCCAAGAUCACUAUGCCCAUCGCCUUCAACGAGCCGCUGAGCUUCCUGCAGCGGAUCACGGAGUACAUGGAGCAUGUGUACCUCAUCCACAAGGCUUCGCGCCAGGCCCAGCCGCUGGAGCGCAUGCAGUCUGUGGCUGCCUUUGCAGUAUCGGCUGUGGCCUCGCAGUGGGAGAGGACCGGCAAACCGUUCAACCCGCUCUUGGGAGAGACGUAUGAGUUAAUCAGGGAAGACCUGGGAUUCAGGUUCAUAUCUGAGCAGGUCAGCCACCACCCUCCCAUCAGCGCAUUUUACUCUGAGGGGCUCAACCAGGACUUCAUCUUCCACGGCUCCAUCUACCCGAAGCUGAAGUUCUGGGGGAAGAGUGUGGAGGCAGAGCCCCGCGGGACCAUCACGCUGGAGCUGCUGCAGCAGAAUGAAGCCUACACCUGGACCAAUCCCACCUGCUGUGUGCACAACGUGAUUAUUGGCAAGCUGUGGAUCGAGCAGUAUGGGACAGUGGAGAUCUUAAAUCACAGGACCGGAGAUAAGUGUGUGCUUCACUUCAAGUCGUGUGGGCUGUUUGGGAAGGAGCUGCACAAGGUCGAAGGGCACAUCCAGGACAAGAACAAAAAGAAGCUCUUUAUGAUCUAUGGGAAAUGGACGGAGUGUUUGUGGGGCAUAGAUCCUGUUUCAUAUGAGUCCUUCAAGAAGCAGGAGAGAAGAGGCGAUCACCUCAAAAAGACAAAGCCGGACACCACCUCUGAGAAGGCCGACAGCGAUGUGGCUGACAACGUGCCAGAGACGCAGGAGACAGUGCAGGUGAUCCCAGGCAGCAGGCUGCUCUGGAGGAUCAACACGCGGCCACCCAACUCGGCCCAGAUGUACAACUUCACCAGCUUCACUGUGAGCCUCAAUGAGCUACAGGCAGGCAUGAAGGAGAUCCUGCCCCCCACGGACUGCCGCCUGCGCCCCGACAUCCGUGGCAUGGAGAACGGCCACAUGGAUCUGGCGAGCCGAGAGAAGGAGCGCCUAGAAGAGAAGCAGAGGGAAGCCCGGAGGGGGCGGGCCAGAGAGGAGACUGCGUGGCGGACGAGGUGGUUUUACCAAGGCAACAACCCGUACACGGGGACUCCUGACUGGCUCUACGCUGGGGGCUACUUCGAGCGGAACUUCUCGGACUGCCCAGACAUCUACUGAGGGAUCGAGGGCCCUGGGGCCUGAGAGGCUGGACGCCCCUCAUGCUGGCCACUCCGGCGCUUCGGUCACAGUCGAAACCAGCUUUUCUAAUGCCCGAGUUCACGGAGAUUGCGUCAUCCCUGAUCAAGGAUUCCAUUCUAAUUAACUUUUGAUUGCCAAAAAUUUUCCUACUGUUGCAGUCUCUUCAUAAAGCUUCACUUGAGAGCAUCAUGUUUCGUUACGGUUUAAACAGGAAAAUCCUUUCAGUCCCCUUGUAUGUGACAGAUCGGCUGUGGCUUUUUUAGCUCGUGGCACCUCUUCAUUACGGAAUCUGUCACUAAACGAAGUAGAGGAAGGGGCCCACAUCCCUCCCUAGAGUGCAGUGGCAAAGCAUCCCUGAACGUGCUUACACUCGACCAGCCAGGGAAAGGUGUAUCUCGGAAGCCAUCCCGCAAGGAGCUUAUAAAGGCCAGCGGCUUCUUUAAAAUUAUGUAAUUCAGAAGUGAGAAUUAGCAAGCACCUGACUGAAUGAAAUGGGAAGUUGUCAGAUUCUGUAUUUUUUAUCAGUCUUCAAUAAUGUAAAGAGUACUGUUAAAAUAUUUAAGUUAAACGACUAGUACUUGAAUAGUAUUUUGCUGAAGAGCAAGAUCUACAUCAGUCAGCAGCUGUUCCCUGUCCAAAGUAAAGCGUCACCACCACAGCCCAGAAUUGCCAGGAACCCGAGCGUCGGGAAGAAAACACCAAGACCACACCCAGCUGCUCAGCGUCAGCCCAGCCUCCCGCCACAUCUGCUCCCGCCCGGCCUCCUGUCCGCUCCUGCCCAGCCGAAGGCUUAGUUCCCUGUGGACAAACCCUGCGCCUCCGGAGGAGUCAUUUGCCAGCACCUUGCGUGUAGCCAUAGCACUUGUGUUUCUGUGGUCCCCAGUAUGCAUGUCUGGAGCAUAAGACACGCACAUCUGGUUGUAUACCCAGGGAGACACGAAGGCAGAGUCUACUUAGGAUGGCAAAUUAAAGUUAUUUAACGAAAAACAGGCGUGUUCACCUCAGCCUUCAUCUUUAUCAAGCGACUUAUUUCCUUUAUGUAGAAAGUCAGCACCGUGUCGUGGUAGAGCUCUUUGCAUCAAAGACAAUCUGUUGUGCUUGCAUGCACACACACGCACACAGGCACACAGCACGUGUGCACACCCACACGCAUGCACAUGCACACACAUACACGCAUGCACAGUUGUGUGGUGUGUGGGCUCCUGAGUCGGGCGUCUCCGGAUGAGAGGGUGUCAUUACUGUGUGUCUAGGUUAACGGUGGCAUUUGUAAUUAAACACUUUUUAAAAUCAA
Messenger RNA from Loxodonta africana (African savanna elephant), 5222 nucleotides. RefSeq names its product oxysterol binding protein like 2 (gene OSBPL2). Gene Ontology annotation, molecular function: cholesterol binding. The transcript has 15 exons. Lineage: Eukaryota; Metazoa; Chordata; Mammalia; Proboscidea; Elephantidae. Gene Ontology annotation, cellular component: perinuclear endoplasmic reticulum; cytosol; plasma membrane. Bases 2471 to 3910 code for a protein of 479 amino acids. The record is from RefSeq and is a predicted model, not a curated record.